This is a messenger RNA of Mesorhabditis spiculigera, 408 nucleotides long. The record is from the annotation of a GenBank genome assembly. Lineage: Eukaryota; Metazoa; Nematoda; Chromadorea; Rhabditida; Rhabditidae.
AUGGUCUCCGACGACGAGCUUCUAGCUAAAGCCAUCGCCCAGCUCCCGCUAGCCUAUAUCCCCUACAGCAAAUUUCCAGUGGGCGCCGCGCUGCUUUGUGAGGAUGGGACAAUUAUUACGGGAGUGAAUGUUGAAAAUGCAUCGUACGGAGGUACGAUUUGUGCCGAGCGAAGUGCCUACGUUUCGGCGAUAUCCCAGGGAAAGCGGAAAUUUAAGGCUAUCGCGGUUGCCACUGAAUUGGUCCCGUUCGGCGCGCCGUGCGGGCUUUGCCGCCAAUUUAUGGUCGAGUUUGGGAAUGUCAAGGUGAUCCUCGGCAACAGCAAGACUAACGACAAGCUGAUCACGUCGAUCAGCGAGUUGUUACCGCAUUCAUUUGGCCCGGAAAGUCUCGACCAACACGCCUCCCAA